Messenger RNA from Sinocyclocheilus grahami, 1969 nucleotides. RefSeq names its product ubiquitin specific peptidase 22 (gene usp22). The record is from RefSeq and is a predicted model, not a curated record. NCBI's taxonomy places the organism in Eukaryota, Metazoa, Chordata, Actinopteri, Cypriniformes, Cyprinidae. Gene Ontology annotation, molecular function: cysteine-type deubiquitinase activity; zinc ion binding. The transcript has 12 exons. The annotation marks the transcript as partial. Gene Ontology annotation, biological process: protein deubiquitination.
AAUACAGAGGAACUCGGAUGUGGUUUGUGUCAUGAGUCCGGCCGGGUGCUCCCAUGUGAGCGGGUUCAAAGUGGACAACUGGAAGCAGAAUCUGCGGCUCAUAUACCAGUGCUUUGUGUGGAGCGGCUCUGUCGAAACCAGGAAACGCAAGCUAUAGACCUUUUGUACGGUGGAAUAUAUUGCUUUGUGUGCCAAGACUACAUAUACGACAAAGAGAUGGAGCAGAUUGCCAAAGAAGAGCAAAGAAAAGCGUGGAAAUUGCAAGGUAUUGGAGAGAAAUAUUCAAUGUGGGAGCCUACGAAACGAGAGCUGGAGCUGCUGCGACACAACCCCAAACGGAGGAAAAUUACAGCCAACUGCACCAUAGGACUGAGGGGUUUGAUAAACCUCGGGAACACGUGCUUUAUGAACUGCAUCGUUCAGGCUCUCACACACACUCCGCUGCUGAGGGACUUCUUUCUGUCCGACAGACACAAGUGUGAAAUGCAGUCCAACUCCUGCCUCGUGUGUGAAAUGUCUCAGCUCUUUCAGGAGUUCUACUCGGGUCACCGCUCUCCUCACAUUCCCUUCCGGUUGCUGCAUCUGGUCUGGACUCAUGCACGACACCUCGCCGGAUACGAGCAGCAGGACGCUCACGAGUUCCUCAUCGCUGCUCUGGAUGUGCUGCACAGACACUGCAAAGGAGAUGACAAUGGGAAAAAAGCCAACAACCCAAACCACUGCAGCUGCAUCAUUGACCAAAUCUUCACGGGAGGCCUGCAGUCUGACGUCACCUGCCAAGUCUGCCAUGGGGUUUCCACGACAAUAGACCCAUUCUGGGACAUCAGCCUGGAUCUGCCGGGUUCGUCCACCCCGUUCUGGCCACUCAGCCCAGGCAGCGACGGCAGUGUGGUGAACGGAGACAGUCACCCGAGUGGAGCCACCACACUCACAGACUGCUUACGCAGGUUCACUCGACCCGAACACUUAGGAAGCAGCGCCAAGAUCAAAUGCAGUGGUUGCCAUAGUUACCAGGAGUCCACCAAGCAGCUGACUAUGAAGAGACUUCCUAUCGUGGCGUGUUUCCACCUCAAACGGUUCGAGCAUUCGGCGAAGCUCCGGCGGAAGAUCACCACCUACGUGUCCUUCCCUCUAGAGCUGGACAUGACGCCCUUCAUGGCCUCCAGUAAAGAGAGCCGGAUGAACGGACAGUACCAGCAGCCUGUAGACUCUCUAAACAAUGACAACAAGUAUUCUCUGUUCGCGGUGGUCAAUCAUCAGGGCACGCUGGAGAGCGGCCACUACACCACCUUCAUCCGCCAGCACAAGGACCAGUGGUUUAAAUGCGAUGAUGCCAUUAUCACUAAAGCCAGCAUUAAAGAUGUUCUGGACAGCGAGGGGUACUUGUUAUUUUACCAUAAACAGUUCCUUGAAUAUGAAUAAUGGAGAUGCAGGAGCAGCCGAGUCAAAGCUGUGAAGGGAGGAUCGUAUGAGUGAAGCCUGACAAGAGCGUUACCACAUACACAUGCAGCCUUUCUCACUACAGAAAAGCGAAAGAACAGCAUACAAUUUAAAAAAAAGAAAAAAAUGACAGCUAAACCAAUCUGCACUGAGCAACCGGAGCGUACUUGACAGAAAGAGGAGGAGAUGGAGUUCUCACUACAUCUCAGCAUUUCACUUUCAGUCGCCUUUUCUUCAAGAACGAAUCGGAAACAUUCGCUCGCAUUUUCUCAUCCUCCUCCAAUGAUUUUCCGAGAAGUAUAUGAGGGAAAAAUAUUCCUUUUUUAUUUCUUCGUAUGCAUUAUUGAUGUACUUGAAUGCAAAAGAAAGGUGUUAUUGACUUCAGCGUAAACCUAUAUUGUCGUUCGUCGCUUGAGUUUGGAAAUACUGAAAUCCUCAUCCAGCACUUUUGAUUUGUGUUUUAGUUUUUUUUCAUUCACAGCACAUCUCUGCCCUCGUUUUUGUCGUCUUUUUCUUUGGGCUGGAAAUG